Messenger RNA from Vitis vinifera (wine grape), 2902 nucleotides. RefSeq lists its product as uncharacterized. NCBI's taxonomy places the organism in Eukaryota, Viridiplantae, Streptophyta, Magnoliopsida, Vitales, Vitaceae. The record is from RefSeq and is a predicted model, not a curated record. Bases 1 to 2643 code for a protein of 880 amino acids. The transcript is spliced from 9 exons. Gene Ontology annotation, molecular function: protein binding.
AUGAUGGCUUCGACAAUACCACCUCAUUUCAAGUUUAAGGUUUGGAACAAUCAUCCACACCCAAACACCCACUUGGAUGUUAUUGCAGUUAGACCCACAAGAACCCGAAGGAGUCCAACUGCCUCAUUCUGUUCUACCCAUCAGCAUCAUCUUCUUCAUCAUCAUAUCUUCAACCACAAAUCAAGUUCUAUCCGUACAGUCCUCACAAGGGUCAGCGGCGAUGGUGGAGGUAUUGUUGAUGCCGCCUCACAACAGUCUGCUUCUGCGGAUGGCAUGUGCUCUUCCCUCCUGGCUUUACAUGGUGAUGCAUCCUCUCACUUACUGUUGCAGGACAGAAAUACAAUAAACAGCAGCUCUCCUAGUCUUGGUGAUGGUUAUGUGGCAUUGUUUGUUCGGAUGCUUGGGCUAGAUAAUGAUCCUCUUGAUAGGGAACAGGCAGUAGUAGCAUUGUGGAAAUAUUCACUUGGAGGAAAGCAGUAUAUUGAUGCCAUAAUGCAAUUCCGAGGCUGCUUAAAUCUCACAGUAAAUCUCCUUAAAUCAGACUCCAGUUCUACUUGUGAAGCAGCUGCAGGCCUUCUACGAGAAAUAGCUUCAAUUAAUCUACACAGAGAGUCAGUAGCAGAAAGUGGGGCAAUAGAAGAGAUAACUGGUUUGUUGAGGCAUUCUUCCUUGACAUCUGAGGUGAAGGAGCAAAGUAUUUGUACUCUAUGGAAUCUGUCUGUAGAUGAAAAGCUCAGAAUGAAAAUUGCUAACACUGAUCUUCUGCCGCUAGUAAUCAGGUCCCUGGAGGAUGAGGAUAUUAAAGUGAAGGAGGCAGCUGGAGGGGUUUUGGCAAAUUUGGCAUUAAGCACAUCUCUUCACAGCAUCAUGGUUGAAGCAGGUGUUAUUCCAAAAUUGGCAAAGCUUUUAAGAAUUGAUGUAGAAGGAUCUAAAGUCAUUAAAAAGGAAGCAAGAAAUGCAUUGUUGGAACUUGCUAAGGAUGAAUAUAAUAGAAUUCUCAUCGUUGAGGAGGGUCUGGUCAUAGUGCCAAUGAUUGGUGCAGCUGCCUACAAGGCCUUGACACCAGGUUUGUACUCAUGGCCUUCUUUACCUGAUGGUACAAAGAUCGAACAGAGUUCCAAAGCUCCCUCAAAGUAUGGCGCCUCUGAAUUACUCCUUGGAUUGAAUAUUGAUGACAAGAAUGCUGAAAUAGAUAAAAGCAAGAUAAAUGCAGUAGUUGGGCGUACACAGCAACAGUUUCUUGCUCGUAUUGGGGCUAUAGAGGUGGAAGAUGAAAGAAAAUCCCAAUCUGUAUCCACAAGUCAGCGGUUUACACUUUUGCCAUGGAUGGAUGGUGUUGCUCGGUUAGUUCUGAUUCUUGGGCUUGAAGAUGAGUUGGCCAUUUCAAGAGCUGCAGAAUCAAUUGCUGAUGCAUCUAUUAAUGAGCAUAUGCGGAUCUCAUUCAAGGAAGCUGGAGCCAUGAAGCAUCUAGUUCGACUUUUAGACCAUAAUAAUGAUUCGGUUAGAUUUGCUGUAACUUGUGCUUUGGAAAGGUUGUCUGUCAGCAACAGCAUCUGCCAGCUAAUCGAAGCUGAAGGUGUUAUAUAUCCUUUACUUAAUGCUCUGAAGCACUCAGGGACAUCUGAAACUUUGAUGGAAAAGACUUUGGAUAUUUUGGCACGGAUUUUAGACCCUGGUAAAGAAAUGAAAUCAAAGUUUUAUGAAGGACCAGUUAAUGGAUCAAAGAAGGGAUUGAAUGCAAUGGGAAGGCCUGAUGCCACUAUUCAAUUUGUUGGAAACAUGGACGAGACAGCUGUAUCAAAAUCAACUACAGGGAAAGAUGUCAUGGACUCUGCCAUCAUUGCUUGCCUUGUUGAAAUUUUAAAGACUCCAUCCCCAAAUUUGCAGAGAAAAGCAUCUUCCAUCCUUGAGUUCCUGACAAUUAUUGAGCCACACUUGGACACAAUCCUUUCAGUAGACAUUGAAUCUGGUUUGGAAGCUGUUUUCCAACAGAAGAUUUUGGACGAUACAGAAUCUGAUAUGGGUGAUCAGCGGCCAGAACUACAUGCCUUGAAAGUCGAAGAAGCCGGUCUCGCUAUAUCUGCUGCAUCACGCUUACUGACAAAAUUACUUGACUUUGUGCAGUUUCGCCAAACAAUAAAUGCUGCACGGUUCACAAAAUUGCUACGUAAAACUCUCAGGUCAAAUAUUCCUCUUCACAACAAAGACUGGGUUGCAGCUUGCCUAGUUAAACUGAGUUCUUUGUCUGGUCCCAACCAAGAUUUUGAUGAUCCAGUCAACCUGGAGGUAACUCUUUAUGAGACUGUCCCAAGACUUGUUGAGCAGAUCAAAACCUCUUUCUCUCCAGAAGCACAAGAAGCUGCUGUUAUAGAACUCAACAGAAUAAUUUCGGAAGGGGUGGUGGAUUCUACUCGUGCAGUUGCUGCUGAGGGAGGAAUAUUCCCAUUAGUGAAGGUGAUUGAAGAAGGGAGUGAGAGGGCUGUUGAAGCUGCCUUAGCUAUACUGUAUAAUAUAAGCAUGGACAGUGAGAACCAUUCGGCAAUUAUAGCUGCUGGAGCAAUCCCAGCAUUGAGGAGAAUUGUUCUUUCACAAGGGCCACAGUGGAUGCGAGCGCUUCAUUUGCUGAGGACUUUGCCUACAUGAUGAAAUGAAGAUGUGAACCCUCGUAGUUACACAAAUAAGAUAUACUUCUGUAAAUUAUCAUCAUUUUUGCUGUACUCUGGUGCUUGUUUUUCCAGUCAGGAUUUGCGUAGCAUAUAUAAAUUUCAGCCCCCUUCAUGGAUUCUACCAUUUACUACCAUGAAAAGGUUGAGGUUUAUUCUUGUAGUGGAAAUGCUGUGACUUUGACAAAUCCAUGUUGCAUGAUCUUCAAUAAGAAGUGCUCCUUUGACAGCCAUUUCAA